Messenger RNA from Lottia gigantea (owl limpet), 3604 nucleotides. RefSeq lists its product as hypothetical. Lineage: Eukaryota; Metazoa; Mollusca; Gastropoda; Lottiidae. Bases 1 to 2919 code for a protein of 972 amino acids. The transcript has 10 exons. The record is from RefSeq and is a predicted model, not a curated record.
AUGUACGAACCAGACAGCAGCCAUGUUGGAAAAAGUUCACACAGAAGGCGUCUGCCACCAAUACAAGCUAUUGGUAAGAUGCAAUCUGUGGAUAUGGAAGAACCACCAGAUAUACCAAUGGAAAUCUUUGGUUAUGAAGCUGAUGGUGACUUGUCCUACUCAUCAGCCCUGGAAACAUUUUUCGAUGCCAAUGAUGCUGAGGAAUCUGUGAAACAAUUACGCAAAGUUUUUCAUGUAGUCAAUCCAGGUCGAUAUGCUCUUAAAAAAUCACCUGAAGCAGGGGGAGGACAUUUUAUCCACUGCCCACGAUCGCCUGCUCUUGCCUGCCAUUAUGGUGAGCUGCGUAAAUUAAUGGAAAAUCGUGCACGCAUUGAAUUUGUACGUGAUUGUAUGAGUAAAAUACGUGCUGCAGCAGCCUAUGUCGAGGAACUAGAAGGAUUAGUACAUUGUGAAUAUCGAACAGCUUACGCAAUACGUCAUGGUUGUGCUUCUGAAGCACCCGUGAGUAAAUUAUAUUGUUUAAAUGCGUUAUGUGAGGAUCUUAGAAUACAUGUCAAUCAUUGGAAUUCCAUCAAACAAAAAUUGAAUUCAAACAAGUGGCUUCAAUCGAAUCUGGGCUUUCUAUCAAUGGAAGUGGACUAUGUUAAGAGAAUGUUGACCACACUGUGUGAUAAAGCAAUCUGGUGGUUAGAUAAGUUAAUCAUUACAGGAUUUGAAGUUUUUGCACAUUGUGACAUGGAUAAAUUAACACCCGAAGUAUUAUGGAAUGUGACUAGAGGGUUGGAAGAGUUUAACACCAUUGCGUUAAGUCUUCGAUCAGUCAGUGUUUCUGAGUGUUCCACAAUUCUCCAAGCUCUUCUCCCUUCAAAAAAUUUAUUUUCAACUUCUUGUUUACAUCUUGACCCUUCAUUUUCCAAUUUUCCUUGUAACCUCAGUCAUUCAGUGAAAGGCAUUCCAUUUUCAAAAGUGCUCACACUUUUAGCUAAAGAACGUUCUCGCUAUGCUGCCAGUCUUACCCACCGGUUUUUCACUGUCAACGAAGAAUUUGUUAAAAUCCUCAAAAGCGGACAUCUUCCAGUAUAUUUGUGGAAUACUGAUCAAGAAAAUCAAAACCAGAAAUCCAGCCAAAUGUCAAAAAAUCACAUGAUUCCUCAAGACACAUCAGAUUAUCAUACUGAAACAGGUAGUAACACCAGUCUUAGUGCUACAUUAUUAUCAAUAGGAUCUAUACAUGCUCCUGAUCUUUCUAUUUAUAUGUCUCCUUUAGUUGAUUUCUCUCGUAGAGAACAGGAAUUUACAGAAAAUUUUUUAUUGGUUGUGUGUAACUCGACAAAUUUACUCAGGAAAAAUGAAUCGACCAAGAAAGUGCGUCAGAAAGAUGGAAAGGCUACAUUCAGUCCUGUUGUAGGACGACCUCCUCGGGUUCAGUCAGACAUGCCUGUAGUAUUAUCUAGGUCAGAUUCUAGGCGUAAAACUGUGUCAUGGGGAGAUAACGCUGAUAGUUCUGUACGUAAUCAAAUUGUAUCCAAAUAUAUGGAUAUUAUGUGGGCAUGUUUCGGUCAGAAUUUAGAUCUGUGUUUGGAUGAACCGUCAUGGGAAAUCCAUAAAAAUGUGUUAAAAAGUGAAUUUGGUAGUGUGUUAUUAUCUAAUGAUACUCUGAUAGCUGUAUUAAGACAUAUGAUGGAACAUGUUUGUAUAAAAGAUAUAUUUCCACAAGGUUCUGUUCAGCCAUUAUUAAAAGUAGCUCAUAGAUUAACUAAUUUAUCAGCUUAUUCUGCAUGGGAUACUGCCCUGUGUAAUGCUGUUAGCAGUCAGGCUAUAGAUAAAUGUUAUCCCUGUCUGUUAUCUGAUGGAGAAUAUUCAACUAAAACUGACAACAACAACUUACUUCCCAGAUUAGAAUUAGAUAAUGGCUUACAACUGGCUGCUGGGAUAGCUUGUCGUCUGCUUACCACCUGUCAAUCAUCCCAUAUAUGGUGCACUUCAAAAGUUGAACAAUUCUUAGCUUCAUGGGCUGUGAAUCCAUUUUUAUUAGUCAUCCAUGCAGACUUGAGAAUAUUGGUAGAUGAAACUAAACAAGCUGCGUUUUACCUUCAAACAUUAAAUUCUCAGUUAGGAGCUCAACAUGUCUUAUCUAACCAUAUUUCAGCUGAACAAAUUAACUUCUUCUAUAAAUCUAUAAAUAAACUCAAUUCACAGUUACAGAGUUUAUCUGGAUCUUCCAUGAAAACAUUCUCCAAGAGGUUGAAAGCUAAAGCCUACUCUCUGUUUGAAGAAACGAUGCCACCUGCCAAAUCCUGGAAGAGAAAAACAGCUUCUGAUUUCCCAGUAGAAGCUAAUCCAUAUGUUGAACAAGUUUUAGAAUGUAUCUUAGAACCUGUUAUUGAAGGAGUCAACAAAUUAAAAUUACCUUCACAAAUAUCAGUCAUAUCUUUAGCAACUAAAGCUAUCUGUGAAGCCUGGACAACACAUAUACUCAAAGAAAAAAUCAAAUUUAGUGUAACUGGUGCCCAACAGUUGGGUGCUGACUUUACCUUUUUAAAGACCUGGCUAUCACAAUGUAUUAUUAAUAUAGAAGUUAAACAGAGUAUACUAGAGUUAACUGUCUUUAAAUAUUUAAAUGGUGUGGUAUUAAUAUUAAAAAAACAACCAAGGAAGCGUGGUGUUAGUAGAUUUAGAGAUCCUUGUUCUGUAGAUGAUUUAAGGUGUGAUACAGGUAAUUCAGUACCAGAUGUCAACAGUUCACAGUUAGCUGUAGGUGGUUUAGAUAUGGACAAUACACAUGACGAAUCCGAUAUUUACACUGUACCAAAUAUGGAGGAAUGGAUGGCUUUACGUGUACAUGAUGGUUUAAAAAAGAAUGGAUUUGCUACAAAAAUUGCUGACCAAAGAGAAAAAUACUGUGCAUGUGAUAGUUAAUAGCUAAUUUAUACUGUUUUUAUCCUAUCAUUUGUCAGUCAUAAUUGCUAUUUUUGCAAACUGUCUCAAUUAUUUUCCCUUCUAGUUGUAUCUAUUACUUUUAACACCUUGUAAGUAUGUUGUAUUUUAAGUUAUUUCUCCAAUAUAUUAUUUAAAUGUAUAUCGACAUCAAAAUAUUUGCUAUACAUGCUGAUGGCUGAAUCAAUUUCAAUAUCCAAGCAGUUCUUAAAUAUUUAAUAAAAAUCUUGUUAGCCUGGAUAAUUAGAUUGUUGUCAGCUGUCAGAUUGUCAUUUUGAAAAUACUUUAAAUAAGAAAUGAGCUCUAUCAGCUUGGAAAUAUUUUGACAACUGCAUCCUUUAAAAAUGUGUAUAGUGACAGAAUACAUUGUUUAAGUUGUAUCAUAGCGACUGAAUAAUGAGCUUUAUUUAUUGAAAACUGUCAAAUGAUAGUUCGACAAUUCAAUUUGUACAGUUUAUGAAUUGUACAUAUAUGAAAAAGGUGGUAUUUGUUACUCAUCUAAUGAUUUGAAAUAUCAUAUUAACAAAAUAUGGCGAAAACUCUAUUGAAAUAGAUGUAGUGAUUUAUCACAUGAAGUAAAUGUGAUAUCAAGGGAAGUAACUCCUAUUGUUUUUGUCUAGUCGUCAGUACAGUCUUCUGUACAGUGCUGUGAAUAUUUAUAUGUUAU